Molecule: messenger RNA, 2380 nt
Organism: Seriola dumerili (greater amberjack)
Lineage: Eukaryota; Metazoa; Chordata; Actinopteri; Carangiformes; Carangidae
Gene: lcat
Product: phosphatidylcholine-sterol acyltransferase-like
Exons: 7
Coding region: 242-1546 (434 amino acids)
Biological process (GO): lipid metabolic process
Molecular function (GO): phosphatidylcholine-sterol O-acyltransferase activity
Source: RefSeq, a predicted model, not a curated record
UCUUUUCAGUAAACCAAGUGUUUCAGACCUUAAAAGAAGUCAGACAUGCUAAUAUGUUGCUCUCUCUCCACCCUGUUGGCCAGGAUUGAAUACAGUUUUACAGCAGACCAGGUAAUAAAAGCCUAACGUCUCUAGUGGUCUGACCUCACGGUUUUGUGACCGGCCCGCCUCCCCCUCCGCCUCCAGCGGAAUUCAAACCGAGACCAAGCGCUGUCCAACAGCACAGCUGGCUGGAGGAAACAUGGGGUCCGCUGUGCACCCCUGCUCGGUGCUGCUGGUUGUGUUUCUGCUGGGGCUUCAUCACUCCUCAGGUUUCUGGAUCGUCAACGUUGUCUUCCCACCCAACGCCAAAUCCAAAGCACCAAGCAACAGCACUCCACCACUCAUUAUAGUACCAGGGAACUUGGGGAACCGCCUGGAAGCUAAGAUUGACAAGCCGACGCUGGUCCACUGGAUGUGCUACAAGAAAACUGAACACUGGUUCCCAUUGUGGAUUGACCUCAACAUGUUUAUGCCUAUAGGUGUAGACUGCUGGAUUGAUAACAUUAGACUUGUUUACAACAAGACGACUCGGCGGUCAUCCAACUCAGCAGGGGUGCAGGUGCGAGUUCCAGGAUUUGGGCAGACCUAUGCCAUUGAGUUUCUUGACUAUAACAAACUGGCUGGUUAUUUUUACACCAUGGUGCAACAUCUGGUCAAUGUGGGCUACACCCGAAAUGAGACAGUCCGAGGGGCACCGUACGAUUGGAGAUUAGCGCCUAAUGAGAAUGCAGAGUAUCUCACAAUGCUGAAGAACCUGGUUGAGGAGAUGUACGAGCAGUACCAGCAUCCUGUUUACCUGCUGGGACACAGCAUGGGCUGCCACUACGUCCUCUACUUUCUCAACCACCAGCCUCAGGCCUGGAAGGACAAGUACAUCAGGGGCUUCAUUUCCCUGGGAGCCCCGUGGGGGGGUGCUGUUAAACCACUUAGAGUCCUGGCAUCAGGUGAAAAUGACGGCAUCCCGAUGAUUUCCAACAUCAAGAUCCGUGAGGAGCAGAGGAUGGCAACAACUAAUCCUUGGAUGCUGCCAUUUCAGGAAGUCUGGCCAAAGGAUCACGUAUUCGUCUCCACACCGACCUUUAACUACACCAACCAGGAUUACAAGCGCUUCUUCAGAGACAUCAGUUUUGAGGAUGGCUGGUACAUGUGGGAGGACACCAAGAACCUCACUGGUGAUCUCCACCCACCUGGUGUUGAGUUGUGGUGUAUGUAUGGAGUUGGUCUUCCCACUCCUAUAACUUACAUUUAUGAUGAGGAGUUUCCCAAUGUGGACCCAGUGGACUUUGUUUACGCCGAUGGGGACGACACAGUGGACAGCUUUAGCAUGAGUCUUUGCAAACGUUGGAAAGGGCAGCAGGAGCAGCCUGUUCAUGUAACUGAGUACCGAGGUCUGACCCACCUUGAUAUAGUGUACCACGAAAAGGUGCUCAACCAAAUCCAGCAUAUCCUGGAGGGCAAAUCAGACAUACCUCAAGAAAUUGAUGUCAGACCUGGAACUGAUUAGAAAACAACAGCAUUUAAGAGUUUGACAAAAACAAAAACACAUGUAGUACUGGAUUUUUAGUCUUUUCAGUCUGUUCAUGUGUCAUGCAAAAAAACACAUUAUAAAUAGCUCCAACCCCUGUCUUGGCCCAAGUAAGUCCAAACCAAUGUGGACUUGCAAGUAACCUAACCCUGACCCCCCAGCCCAUAACCAUGACCCCUUUAUCAAAACUAAAUGCUGAUGACUUGCAAUAUGGGUUUGACCCCCAUCUUUUUAUUUAUAUUCCCAAGCUGCCUAUUUUGUUGUGUCUGCCUUAUAUUUUAUGGUGCUCAUGAUGAGAUAUAAUAUGGUUAUUAUGGUACACAACAUUAUCGCAAUAAUUAAAAACAUAGUAAUAGGGAUUUUUGAUGAUGUAGUCUGUGUGGUUUUAUCACAAAUCAUUCGGCAACAUCAAAUCCUGUAACAUCUUUAAAAAACAAUUCUGGUUUGUUUACUUUUGAUGAAUGAUGAUUUAAUAAUCACAUUGUUAUUAUAUUAAAAUACACACACGCCCAAUGACACAUAUUUGUCAUAUAAUAUCGAUAGAGCAUGACUGUAAGGAACAUAUAGGUUAUAGGGACCUCACCAGUAGCCUAUUAUUAUUGUGUAUGAUAUAACUGUAAUAUUUCUGUUAGGAUUUAUAUAGUUACAGACAUCCGUAAAAAUAUUUUCGAGAAAUGAUCCUCAGUAAUUUAUAGUAGCUUGUACACGCAGAUGAAACCAAUGAUGUAAAAUGAUAAGGAUAUUUUAUAUUACCGUAUAAACAUGCCAAGUUUGAAUGUUUCCACCUAUAAUAAAGCAUAUAUGAUCACACAA